Messenger RNA from Hymenoscyphus albidus, 298 nucleotides. Lineage: Eukaryota; Fungi; Ascomycota; Leotiomycetes; Helotiales; Helotiaceae. The record is from the annotation of a GenBank genome assembly.
AUGACGAACUAUGAAGUCAAUUCAUUUGAAUCUUUCAGUCAACAAGAAUACGACCUCUUGAAAAGAAGGCGAGGUGAUAACACCUCUAAUCUAUUUUCUGCUACUGUACCAGUCAAAUAUAUAUUAACAAAAAAAUGCAGAUCCAAAGCACGAAACCCAACAUUCAUAUUCCAUUCAAAGCACAAACACACCCCAAAUCACGGCCCCAGAAAUCAACAAGACUAUUUCACCAACUCUCAUACCAGGACCCAGCUUUCGCCUCGCGCCAGAAGCAGAAGGUCCCGCGUAUGCUGCAUAA